This is a messenger RNA of Protopterus annectens (West African lungfish), 2333 nucleotides long. RefSeq names its product transmembrane protein 179-like. The transcript has 4 exons. The record is from RefSeq and is a predicted model, not a curated record. Bases 172 to 882 code for a protein of 236 amino acids. NCBI's taxonomy places the organism in Eukaryota, Metazoa, Chordata, Ceratodontiformes, Protopteridae.
CAGAGCAGCUAGAGAUUAACUAUUUGUCUACAGAAGGCUUCUGUAGCCGCAUACUGAGCCGUUCCUUUAGCAUCAUACAGCUGGGAUUUAAAACCACUGAUGUCAGCCCAUGAUGUAACUCUCGCUCUCUCUCUUUCUCCGUUCAUCUGUUGAUGAUGCCUUGUUUACAAAAUGGAGAUUAGAAACAAGCUGCUCUUUGCCCAGUGCUUGGCCUACUUUUUGGCUUUUCUUUGUGCCCUUCUAGUAGUGGUGCCUCUGGCAUUGAAUGGCAGUGAUUUCAAGGGGAGGUGUUUACUCUUCAGUGAAGGCUUCUGGAGGGAGGAGAAUGUGACAGGCACAUUGGUUUUCCGGUUUGUUGUGAAUGAAUGGGGCCCGCCUUCAGCCUGCCAGUUCAGCACUUUUGUGGGAGUCUUCACUCUUCUUUUUGCUGCUGUCCAAACCUGGAGAACUUUCUUCUAUGUUUACAAAGGCCAUGAUGACACAUUUUUUUCUGCUUUCCUGAAUUUGCUGCUGAGUGUAUCUGUUUUGUUUCUGACCCUUGUGGCUAGUGUGAUGGUCACUGCAGGGUUUACCAUGUGGUGUGACAAGGUGACUAACCAUGGAGAACUACCAGGGAGCUGUGAAGAAGCCCAAGCCACCAAUCUCCAUCUAGAUGUGGACACAUCCUCAUUUUACAUCCAUUUUGGAAUUGCACAGUUUGGCCUAUGGAGUAUUUGGUCUGUUUGGGUAGUUCUUGCCAUCCUGGCAUUUUUGAAGGUAUACCGGAACUACAAGAGAAAAGAGCUUGGGCGCAGCCUGGCACGAGAGAAGGAGCUACUACUGGACUGUGGCACACGCACACGAUUAUUACACCAGGAAGAAGCCUCCAGCAUUUUCAUGUAGGGAUGCCAAAAAGACUUCCUGUUAACUGAAUACUUUUCCUUUAGUCUCCAAAAGACAUAGCAAUCAAUGCAAGACAAUUUACAACAUUGAUGAGGUCCAUACCUACAAAAAAGUCUGACAACACCAGGAUACAGUUGUAAUGUUUUAGAACUUCCCAUUUAAGUUUAUUUGAUGAGACAGCUACUUUAUAGUAAUCUGUAGUGUUCUAGUGACUACUGCAUUUAAUCUUUGGAAAGUGAUCACUUGCAGUAAUGGAACAUCAUGACAGCCUGCAUUUUAUUUUUAUGCUGAAGAACUGAAAUUGCAUGCUGAAUUUUGAAGAUCUAUGCCUGUCAUAAAGCUUUCAUUAGUGUGCAUUUCAGAAACAAUUGCAUCAUCCCUGCCAGUUUCUCAGCAAAAACAAGGAGACAAGGAGGUGUGGUUCAUUUUCAUGUGACUGUAUAAUUCUUGUACAAAUUACAACAAUGUUUCUGUGAAUGCACACUUAUUGUCUGCAUAUGUUAUACCACUUUAUUAUGAGCAUUUAGACAGAUUAAACACUACUAAAAGGCAAAAAAUACAGAAACCUAUCUUUGGGUACUCAUAGUAAUUGAUUUAUAGUGUUGUACUACCACAACUUUACUACUGAUCUCUUAAAACAGCGCUUACAAUUUAAUUAGAAGUUGAACUGUUUUUUAUUCUACAUAUUUAUUGCUUUUGAUGACUAUUUCACUACCACUUUAAGUUCUAAAAGUGUGACACUUCUCAUAAACUUAAUUAUUGCCAAAGUUCUACUCCACCAAGUCAGACUAGUAGUGUAGAAGGAAGAAAUACCAAACACCAGAUUUUGCUGAUAAUCUAGAUUCAAGACUGAACCCAGGUCAUUGAGGUUUAGCUAGUAUGAUAAGGGAAGGAUCAAAGCCAGGUAUAUUCUGUCAUUCUUCAGGGACAUAUAUUGGUAUGCAGUCACCCAUUUUUUGCUAAGUGUAGAGCUUUAGAUACUGUAGGGACAAGGCAGCACAUUUUGUGGGGAUGUCUCAGACCAACAUGUAUGUGCUUUUAUGUCUACAUACAUAGUUGAGGUAAGGUAAAGGUUGCCUAGGAAUGGACCUGGUGGUUUUAUGAUGGUGUAAAGAUAUUCCAGGGAAUAGGUAAGUGAAUUUCAAGAAAUAUGCAAAAAUCAUUUUAAAUUUGGUCAUCAGUGCUAUAGUAAUAUAAUUUAACAUAUACUGUGGUGUUAAUAAAUCCCAAUUUGAUCAGGCAGUUAAUUCAUAUAUUCCUUAUAAGUCAAAAAUACUGAUAAUUUUCUUAUUUAAAUUAUAUGUGCCACCAUAGUGAGAUGACUUAUAGGAGGACUGAAGGGUCUUUAAUGCAAUUGAUUUUUACAUGCAAAAUAUAUAUGUAUAUAUUUAUAUAUAAUUUCUGAUCGCAAAAUGAACUAAGGUUGAUAUAUUUCCAGCCAUGUAGUAUAU